Gracilinanus agilis (Agile Gracile Mouse Opossum) is the source of this 4821-nucleotide messenger RNA. RefSeq names its product phosphatidylinositol glycan anchor biosynthesis class O (gene PIGO). The record is from RefSeq and is a predicted model, not a curated record. The transcript is spliced from 10 exons. Gene Ontology annotation, cellular component: endoplasmic reticulum membrane. Gene Ontology annotation, molecular function: mannose-ethanolamine phosphotransferase activity. Lineage: Eukaryota; Metazoa; Chordata; Mammalia; Didelphimorphia; Didelphidae. Bases 1 to 3267 code for a protein of 1088 amino acids. Gene Ontology annotation, biological process: GPI anchor biosynthetic process.
AUGUGUCUCAUUUUCCUCACUUCUAGAAUGCUGAAGGCCCUGGUACUGCUUUUCCUGGCCUGGGUCUGUUUCCUCUUUUAUGCUGGCAUUGGUCUCUUCACCAGUGGCUUCUUGCUUACCCGUCUGGAGCUUACCAAUCACAGCAGCUGUCAGGAGCUGCCUGGAAAGGGAACUUUGGUUGGAAGUGGCAGAGGUGAGCCAGGGGCCUGCUGGACAGCUCCCCGAUUUUCCCGAGCUGUGAUAGUGCUGAUAGAUGCACUUCGAUUCGAUUUUGUGCAACCCUGGCCAGGUGGCCCUCCUGCCCCACAACCUUUCCUAGGAAGGCUGGACUCCAUACGUCGCCUUCUGGAAGCCCAGCCACAACAUGCUCGCCUCUACCGAUUCCUGGCUGACCCACCCACCACUACCAUGCAAAGACUCAAGGCCCUCACCACAGGCUCUUUACCUACCUUUGUUGAUGCUGGAAGCAACUUUGCUAGCUAUGCCAUCCAAGAGGAUAACCUUAUUGCUCAGCUCAACAACACCGGGAGACGAGUGGUCUUCAUGGGGGAUGACACUUGGGAAGGCUUGUUCCCAGGAGCUUUCUCUCAAGCCUUCUUCUUCCCGUCCUUCAAUGUAAAAGAUUUACACACUGUGGACAAUGGCAUUCUGGAGCACCUGUACCCAACCAUGGACAGAGAUGACUGGGACCUGCUGAUUGCUCAUUUCCUGGGUGUGGAUCAUUGUGGUCACAAACAUGGUCCCCACCACCCUGAGAUGGCCAAGAAGCUCAACCAGAUGGACCAGAUGCUUCAGACCCUUGUGGAGCAACUUGAGAAUGAUACCUUGCUGGUGGUGGCUGGAGAUCAUGGCAUGACAGAGACAGGAGACCAUGGUGGGGACAGUAAACCAGAAGUCAUGGCUGCACUCUUUCUCUAUAGCCCUUUGCCCCUUUUCCCCAGGAUUCCCGUAAAGGAUCCAGAAGUGGUUCCCCAGGUGAAUUUGGUGCCAACGCUGGCCCUUCUACUUGGCCUACCCAUACCUUUUGGAAAUAUUGGAGAGGUGAUGGUGGACCUGUUUUCAGGGGAAGGAGAUACCCAGCCUCUUGCUACAGCUCUUGCCCAGGCCUCUGCCUACCAUCUCAAUGCCCAGCAGGUAUCACGAUUUCUUCAUGCUUACUCACUGGCUGCCCAGGACUUACCUCCUGAGGAACUGAAGCGCCUUCAGAACCUCUUCACCUCUGCAUCCUCUGACUAUGAGCAAUUGCUGGAUCAGCUGAAGACUGGAGAGGUCAGAGAGGCUGACAUACAGGCUCUGAUCUCCCAGCUGAGAUUGUUCUUGCGGGGGGCACGGACAGCCUGUACAGAGACAUGGGCUCGAUUCCGCCCUGCCCGAAUGAUAGGGGGCACCAUACUUCUGGCCUCCACCUGUCUCCUUUGCUUAGUAACCUCUAGGCUAACCAGCUCGCCUGACUUCCCUUUCCAUUGUUUACUUCUAAGGGCUGUGGUCUGGGGUCUGGCAGGGGCUAUUUUGCUAGCUGGGGGACUCAUGGCCACUGGGAUAGGGUUAGAGCCAUCUCUGUUAUGUGCAGGGAGUGCAGCUACCUCCCUCAUAGACUUCCUGUGGGCUUUAAAAUCAAGGGGUAGUCCACCAAUGGCAGUCUUCCUCCCAGGCCCUUUGCCCAUCCUGGUGCUCUUGUUCCUCCGCUCUGCUGCCCUUUUCUCUGAUAGCUUUGUCCUGGCUGAGGCAUGGGCAGCCCCCUUCCUUCUGCGUUCACUGUCCCUGUUUCUUGUGGCUCAGUUGCACUGGGAAGGCCGGCUGCUGGUGGGGGCCUCCACAGCUUGCCUCAGCUCCCCCACAGCAUCUGUGGCACGGCGGGAGGGUCCACGGGCCCUAGGGCUACUGGUUGGCCUACUCCUCUGUGUUCGACUAUCUAGUCUCUUCCAUCGCUGCCCAGAAGAGACACCUGUUUGCCAGUCAUCACCCUGGUUAGCUCCUCUAGCCACAAUGGGUGGUAGUCAGGCCAAGAACCUCUGGUAUGGGGCAUGUCUAGGGACAUUAGGGGUGCUGGUCCUAGCCGUACGAUUUUGGCUGCGCCGCUGUGGGAAUCUUAAUAGCCCUGCACCUCCAGUCCUCUUUGUGCGCUGGGGACUGCCACUGAUGGCACUGGGCACUGCUGCCCAUUGGGCAUUGGCUUCAGGCACAGAUGAGGCACCCCCCCGGCUGCAAGCCCUGGUGUCUGGGGCUGUGGUCGGAUUGCCCCGGGCUGUUCUGGGUCUGGCGGCCAUAGGUCUAGGACUACUGCUUUGGCAGCCUGUCACAGUAUUGGUCAAGACUGGGGCAAGCAGCCCCAACCACAUCAUUGUUCCUUUCGUGGGACCUCCGGCCUCCCAAGCUGACUUGGACUAUGUGGUCCCCCAGAUCUACCGUCGAAUGCAGGAGGCACUGAGGGGGAAGCUAGCCAGGGGUGGGGGCCAGACACCACUGGCACUGGCUGCCUACGGGCUGGGGAGUGUGUACUCUGCCGCCGUGGUGACCGCUCUUGCCCUGCUGGCCUUCCCACUGCUGCUGCUGCACACUGAGCGGAUCAGCCUCGCCUUCCUGAUCCUCUUCCUGCAGAGUUUCCUACUCUUGCAGCUGCUCGCCACUGCUGUCGGGACCCCUGCUGGAAGCCCUGGUCCCUUCUCCGUGCCAUGGCUAGCCAUCUCUGCUUGGGCUCUCACAGCCACACAGACCUUCUACUCCACCGGCCAUCAGCCUGUCUUUCCAGCUAUCCACUGGAAUGCUGCCUUUGUGGGCUUCCCUGAGGGGCAUGGUUCAUCCCCUGUGCUGCCUGCUCUGCUUGUAGGGGCAAAUACCUUUGCCUCCCACCUUCUUUUUUCAGUUGGCUGCCCAUUGCUCUUGCUCUGGCCCUUUGUGUGUGAAGGCCAAGGCUCUACAAAGAGGAAGAAGGCCAGUGGGGCUGAGGUAGAAGGAGAGAAGGAAGAAGAGCCUUUGAUGGAGAUGCGUCUCCGGGAUUCCCCUCACCAUUUCAAUGCUGCUCUUCUGCAGCUGGGCCUCAAGUAUCUCUUUAUCUUGGGUGUACAGGUCUUAGCCUGUGUUCUGGCAGCUUCCAUACUCCGGAGGCAUCUCAUGGUUUGGAAGGUGUUUGCUCCCAAGUUCAUCUUUGAAGCUGUGGGUUUUGUGGUGAGCAGCCUAGGGCUCCUCCUGGGUGUGGCCCUGGUGAUGUGGGUAGACAGAGCUGUGGGGUCUUGGUUCAAGCGGCUCAUCCUUUCCCAAGAGAGUUAGUUUUUAUCACAUGGACCUUGGGACCAACCUUUCCUCAUGCACCCAGAGCAAGUGAGCCCUGGAUUCACCUCUACAUGGCUUGUCCUACAGUUGUGGGAUGGCCUUUUGCUGGAACUCCUGGUGUGGCUGGCUCAUCUGCAUCUCCUGCUCCAGAGAGGGUGUGUACCUUACUCUCAGGGGGUCUAUAGGAAUGGGUCACACAUUUGUGGAACCAGAUGAUAGCAAUGACUUUACUGGAGUUUUCACAUUCAACAUCAGGCAGAGGACCCAGGUCUGAGCUGAAAUUGUCUCUCCUAUGGAAGGGUUGGGGUAGGCCAAGCUUAGAAGCUGCACGGAAGCACUGGGCUUGACCCUAUCCUCCCUAUUGAUUUUCUCUUCUUAGCUGACCAAACAAAAUGACUCUUUCUUUACCUAAGUGAGGUUGGGUUAAUGUGAACCUGAGGCACUGGAGAAAUUUGGGGUGGGCAUCUGGUGAGGGAAGUGAGCUACUGUAUACCGAGUGAAAUAAAACACUGGAGACAUGUAUGUGUGAAAGAAAGAGAGAUACCAAAGCGGGGACUUAUGGAGUGGGAUUGUGUUGGGGAGGAACACUAUCUGUACUCAAUUCCUCUCCUAUCCCAGUCAAUUUCUCUCAUGCCAUAUUGCAAUAUAUCUUCUUGGAUCUGCACCCCUCACUCCCUUCAGUUAUCACAAUAUCACAAAAGGAGACAGCUUCUACCUUUAGGAAAUUCACAUUUUAGAGUGAGGAGAACAAAAGUCUUCCAGAAUUAGAGAAUAACAUAAGAUAGUUGUAGGAUUCUCUUUCACACUCAUUGUUGCUUCCCUAGUCUAUGCCCCUCAUUUCCUUCAUUGGGAUUUUUGCAUUGGUUUAACUGGGCUUGUCUUCAGGCUCUCCUUUCUCCACAACAUCCUGGACCUUUGAAAUUCAGUACUUACUAACUGUCUGAUUUAGGGUAAUUAACUUCCUAGUCCUGAAUUUUCUUAACUUUAAAAUGAGACAAUAGCUGCUUCCUAAGGUUUCUUUUAUCUCCAAACCUAUGAUCCUAUGAUAAUCUUUCUUACAGCACUCCCCUACUUAAAAUUUAAUUUUCAUUAUCUCUUCUGUUGUCUAUUGUCAGUUCCUCUAAGUGCCCAACAUCUCACUCCAACUUGUCUCUGUCAAACCCAUAGGUCAGCUUUACCACCCUGAAGGUGUGGUACUCAACAAACGGGAAGAAGGGCAUAUACAUGGGCUAUUCUAGAGCCCUAUAAUGUGUGGAUAUUGACCAUAUUCUUGGCUCCAGUAUCUCAAGUGGAACUCUUGGGAAUGAAAAUUUACCUGCUAUAUUUGUUGCUAUCUUUGCAUUGUAACAGUUGUUAAGGGUUGAGGGAACCUGGUUAUAGGACAAAAAAUGUAUACUUUUUGUGUGCUGGAUAUGCCUGGAUUAUAUUGAAGUUAAUCCAAUUUACCUCACAGAUGAGAAAGUUUGAAGAUAGAUUCUUUGGUAGAUUCUUAGCAUAUAGCCCAGUGAUUCCCAAAGUGGGCGCCACCGCCCCCUGGUGGAUGCUGCAGCG